This is a messenger RNA of Rhopalosiphum maidis (corn leaf aphid), 1591 nucleotides long. RefSeq names its product GTP-binding protein Rheb homolog. Gene Ontology annotation, cellular component: plasma membrane. Gene Ontology annotation, molecular function: GTP binding; GDP binding; GTPase activity. Gene Ontology annotation, biological process: small GTPase-mediated signal transduction. The record is from RefSeq and is a predicted model, not a curated record. The transcript has 5 exons. The coding region runs from base 1 to 552 and encodes 183 amino acids. NCBI's taxonomy places the organism in Eukaryota, Metazoa, Arthropoda, Insecta, Hemiptera, Aphididae.
AUGCCGCCGAAACAAAGAAAAAUCGCCAUUAUGGGCUACCGUUCAGUCGGCAAGUCGUCGUUGAGCAUCCAGUUUGUUGAAGGUCAAUUUGUAGAUUCUUAUGAUCCAACAAUUGAAAACACUUUUGUGAAAACUACUAAAGUGAAUAAUCAAGAAUAUGACUUGAAGUUAGUUGAUACAGCCGGCCAAGACGAGUACUCCAUAUUGCCAACACAGUAUUCUAUGGACAUUCAUGGAUAUGUCUUGGUCUAUAGUAUAACCUCACCAAAGUCUUUCGAAAUCAUUCAGAUAAUUUAUGAUAAAUUAUUAGAUAUGACUGGCAAAGUACAUGUCCCCGUAGUAUUGGUAGGUAAUAAAAAAGAUUUGCACAUGGACCGAGUUGUUACACAAGAAGAAGGAAGGAGAUUAGCAGAUUCUUGGAAAGCUGUAUUUCUUGAAGCUUCAGCCAAGCAGAACGAGUGUGUAGCUGAUAUAUUUCAUACUAUGUUAAUGGAAAUUGAAAAAGCAAAUGGGAAUACUGUUCAAGAAAAUAAUAAGUGCAGUAUAUCAUGAAAACAUAUGACUGUUAAUUUUAUUUUUAUUUCCAAAAAUGUUAAUUUAUAUAACUAAUGUGAAAUGAACAUGAAAAAUACCAUUGAAGCCAGAAAUGAUUAUUGUUUAAUUUAGUCGCAUAUUUUUUAAGUAAUUUUUAAUUUAAAUGCAACUAAAAUAUAUGUUUAUAUAUUUUCUUCUAUCUUUAUGCUAAACUAUUAUUUUACUUAAUAUAUUUUGUAACAUAUUAUGUUUGUUUUAUUAUUAUUAUUUUUUACAUUCAAUUUUAAUUUUAACUAGUUUCUAAAUUCAAUCAUUUUAUUAGUAUUGUACAGGGUGGUUCUUUUAUUAAUAACCUUAAUAAUUUUAAAAUUAUUAACUGAUAAAAUAUUAUAUAAUAUUGAAUAUUUUUCAUUGCUACUGUUUUUCUUUAUAUUUGUUUGUCAAACCAUAAUCAAUUUGUGAUUAUUAAAUUGCAACCUAUAUUUUUGUUAAAUUCUUACCAAUAGGUAAUUUCCUGUUAACACCUCUUACUAUUAUUAUAUAUCAUAAUUACAUAUUUUACAGAUUUGUUUUGAUUAACAUUUUUAAUAAAAAUAUUAAUUUAAAUUUUAAAGUACCUAUAAUAUUUUUAAUGUAAAUUUAGUUAUACAUAUUAAAUUGAUUUAGAAUUUUUUUUUAUUACAUAUCGUAAGUUAGGUGUAUGGAGUAAUGUACCAUUAAUUUUACAAGCAUCUGUUAUGUAAUUGUUAUAUAAUUUCUCUAAAUACAAUUUUAAUGCUUAUUUUCUUUAAUAUUUUGAUAUUUUUCCCAAAAAUAUUUUGCUCCAGAUAUUAAUAAUAAGAAUAUGGGUUAUCUUUUAAAAAUCAAAAAUUGGUUUUCGUUUUUCAAACAAAUAUAAAGAAAAGGGGCAACCAGAAGUGUAAGAAUAUGCAUGUUUGUACAUGCAUUUUUGAAUAAAUUGAUGUUCACUUAAAAGCAUCAUCUUGUAUAUUCAAUUAUAUAAUGAUAAUUAUAAAAAAAAAAAAAAAUGUAUAAACUAAGAAUAAAAUAAACAUUU